AUGAUAAACCUUUGCAGCUCAGACGAGGAGGAUGAGCCGGUGGAGCAAAUCGUGGCGUCGCGCUACUUCGGCGCGGACAUCGACGACAGCGACGACGCGCCGCACGCUGCCGCCGAUGCUGACAGCGACGCGACCGUGGACGACAGCGACGUCGAGGAGAUCACACCGCCCGCCGCUGCGGGCAGCAGCACGGCACCACCAACGGCGGCCUUCCCACCGCCCGCCGCUGCGGGCGGCAGCGCGGCGCCACCAACGUCGGCCUUCCCACCGCCCACAGCAGCCGGCAGCAGCGCGGCGCCAGCCGGCAGCAGCGCAGCGCCGCCAGCGUCGGGCUUCUUCUCCUCCCUCCUUGAGGAACACGGCGGCCUCGUGCGCACCCGCCGGCCGUUCGAGCCGAUGGCGCACCAGCUGGACGCGGCCGCCUUCUGCUCCUCGCGCCCGUCGGUGUACUCGCUGGUCCACGAGCCGGGCCUCGGCAAGACGUGCUCGACGAUGCUGGUCUACGCCGCGCUCGAGGCGCAGGCGCGGCGCGAGGGGCGCGCGUGCGGCCGGCUGCUCAUCUCGAGCCCGGCGGCGGUGCUGCAGCACUGGGCGCGCACGACCACCGAGUACCUGCGCGUGCGCUCGCGCGAGGUGCUCUGCACGUCCAAGGCGGGCGACGUGACGGCGGCCGCGCUGCGGAACGCAAAGGUGAUCAUCCUCACGCGCGACUGCGUGACAAACAUCUUCAAGCGGUGCCACGCCUGGGUCGAGGAGCACCACGAGGUUUCGAUGCCGAACGGCGGGCGGCGGUGGGCCGGCGGCCGGCGGUGGGUGGGCGGGUGGUCGCCGCGCGGCGCAAAGGCGCCUCUCUUCGCCUCUCUCGAGCAGGACGGCCUCGAGCUGCUCUCCAUCGACGAGGCCCCCCCCCUGCGCAUCCCGCGGCGAAUCAACGAUGCUACUCCUGCUUCACUCGUGAUGAAUGAGGCGUGGUGCGAGGCGCACCACCGCAUCGCGCGGACGGCGCGGCUCCGCGGCAUCUGCACCGGCACGCCGAUCUGCAACAGCCCGCGCGACGCGGCCGGCCAGAUGUACGCUGUCUGCGCUGGGAGCCCGCUCGACAGCGAGAAGGAGUGGCUGGAGAAGGGCGUCAAGGGCACAGUCAGCACGCGGACGGCGGCGCUUUACCGAGAGACGCAGCACCGCGUCACCGAGGAGGUGCUCAAGCUGCCGCCGAUGCACCGCGUCGUGCGCCACUUCCACAUCCGGCUGCGCCCGGCCGACGCGAGCGAGUACAUGUGCGAGUGGGAGGUCAUGAGGCGUCUCCGCGUGCAGAUGAACGCGGACGCGCGAGGGCGAGGCGCCCUCCUCCUCCUCCUCUCCUCGCGCCGCUCUGGUCGACGACUGCUCAUUGCUAACGAAUCAGCCCCUCAGGCGCGCUCCUCAUCGCGCUGCUCGCUAAGUUGCAGAAGCUCCGCCAGCUGAUCGUCAGCCCUCGGCUCUACGCGGAGGGCGCGAGCAACGCGCGCGGCGACGCGGCCAGCGCGAUUGCGGCCGGCGGCUCGGGCUUCCUCGACGCGCUCGCCAGUCUCGUGGCGGAGAUUGCGCCGCGCCACCCGCGCUUCGUCAUCGUGGCCGAGAGCGUGGGCAUCCUGCAGAUCUGCGUCGCGCUCGUGCGAGCCGCGGCCUUCCUCGGCUGCAAGUCGGGCGUGCUCGGGCUGUCGCUCAAGGCGGGUGGCGUCGGCCUCAACCUGGUUCCGGGCGUCACGGCGAUGGUGAUGCUCUCGCAGUCCUUCAGCCCCGCAGACACGCGCCAGGCCUUGGACGCGGCCCCACCGGCCCUCUCGAGCGAUCUCGGGUGA
Emiliania huxleyi CCMP1516 is the source of this 1841-nucleotide messenger RNA. RefSeq lists its product as hypothetical. The transcript is spliced from 8 exons. NCBI's taxonomy places the organism in Eukaryota, Haptophyta, Isochrysidales, Noelaerhabdaceae. Gene Ontology annotation, molecular function: ATP-dependent chromatin remodeler activity; ATP binding. The coding region runs from base 1 to 1464 and encodes 487 amino acids. The record is from RefSeq and is a predicted model, not a curated record.